This is a messenger RNA of Lepus europaeus (European hare), 1454 nucleotides long. It is a transcript of the gene MAX, whose product is annotated as MYC associated factor X. Gene Ontology annotation, cellular component: RNA polymerase II transcription regulator complex. The record is from RefSeq and is a predicted model, not a curated record. Gene Ontology annotation, molecular function: DNA-binding transcription factor activity; protein dimerization activity. Gene Ontology annotation, biological process: positive regulation of transcription by RNA polymerase II. The coding region runs from base 257 to 739 and encodes 160 amino acids. The transcript has 5 exons. NCBI's taxonomy places the organism in Eukaryota, Metazoa, Chordata, Mammalia, Lagomorpha, Leporidae.
ACGUGGCAGGGGGCCGACCGGGCGUGCGUGCCGCCGUUGAUCCGGUGCUGCAGUGAGGAGGUGGUUCUCGCCCGUGUUGUGUGUGUGUGCGUGUGUGGGUGGGUGUGUGUGUGUGUGAGUGAGUGAGAGAGCGAGUGAGUGAGUGAGUGUGUGUGUGGGGGCACUUGGCUUGUUGUUGUCGGUGACUUCCCCUCCCCUCCACCCUUCCCCCUUCCCGCCGCCGCCGCUGCAGUGGCCGCUCCCUGGGCCGUAGGAAAUGAGCGAUAACGAUGACAUCGAGGUGGAGAGCGACGAAGAGCAACCGAGGUUUCAAUCUGCGGCUGACAAACGGGCUCAUCACAAUGCACUGGAACGGAAACGCAGGGACCACAUCAAAGACAGCUUCCACAGUUUGCGGGACUCGGUCCCGUCACUCCAAGGAGAGAAGGCGAGCCGGGCCCAAAUCCUAGACAAAGCCACAGAGUAUAUCCAGUACAUGCGAAGGAAAAACCACACACACCAGCAAGACAUCGACGACCUCAAGCGCCAGAACGCUCUUCUGGAGCAGCAAGUCCGUGCACUGGAGAAGGCGAGGUCGAGUGCCCAACUGCAGACCAACUACCCCUCCUCAGACAGCAGCCUCUACACCAACGCCAAGGGCAGCGCCAUCUCUGCCUUCGAUGGCGGCUCGGACUCCAGCUCCGAGUCGGAACCGGAAGAGCCCCAAAACAGGAAGAAGCUCCGAGUGGAGGCCAGCUAAGCUGCGUGGGGCAGGCCAGCAAUAAAAACUGUCGGUCUCCCUUGCCUCGCCUCGGCCUCCCCUCGUUCAUCCUUAGAACCCUCACAACCAUUUAAGAGACUCUAUUUUUCUCUUUCUCUCUAUUUUUUUUUUUUUUAAUUUUUAUUUUUACGUAGAAGCUCUUGGACAACAGCUCGCGUCCUCCUUCCCGUUUCCACGAUUUUUAAGAGAUGUAUUCCCUUCAGGGAUUCCCUGUCCCCACCAGGAGUUUUUAAACCAAAACAGCCCAACUUGGCAGCUUUUCCGUGGAGGACAGACGGCCGGCCGGCCCCCGAGCACACGGCGGCCCACCCGCUGCGCCCGCCCAGCCUCUCCUCCUGGUCUCCCGCACCCGUGUUUGACAGACUUUGUGAAUCUGUGAACUGCUCUACAGCGAGAAGAUGACCAAUUGGGAAUAAUCAGAAUGACGACCUUCCUUGUUAAGGAUUUUUUUUCCUGAAAAGUUCUUUAUCGCUCCUAUUGCGAAGACCAGAUCCUUGGAGAAUUCGUGGCAUACGGAAGUGGGACAGAUUGGCAGCAGCGCAGCGUCUCCGGGCAUCUUCCACUGCUGCUGCUCUCAGUGCAAGCCCGCGGUGCCGGCCUGUGGGAGGCCCACGUGGCAGUCUCGUGGUAUGUACGGGAGACAGCAGCCGUGGAGCCGCCGCCACCAGCCAGCGGUGGGGGGUGCUUACUUGGG